AUGGCGGUAGUCCAGGAUGGCCUUUGUUAUUGCCUGAAUCCACGACCCAAUAUCUUCAACCAGCUGCGAACACCAGCAACCGUGUUCGCUCUUUCAAGAGAAUCCGUCUGCAGAUAUAAAGGUUACGAAAUUUUAACUAAAUUAGGCAUAUGUAUCAAGUAUUCUAACAUCUCAGUCAGAUGGGAUGACGCUCGUGGCCUAUGUAACCAAGAUGGCGGAUAUCUUAUCAAUUUAAACACAGCUGCGAAGGCCACCGCGAUAUUGAAUAUGUCUUUAGCUUAUAACGUUGAUCUGAUACAUAUAGGCGGUUAUAUGUCCAUCUUUACAACGUGGUAUAACUGGACAAGGGGUGGAGUGAUUGAUGGGCAGUUUUGGGCUGCUAGCGAACCUUCACCGCUGGUUCUAAAGGAAUACUGCAUGGCUAUGUACAAGAAGGAUGAUAUACUAGAGUUUGGUAACUUGGGUUGCUCUUUGAAAAGGCCAUAUUUAUGCGAAUUACUUCUUUAA
Molecule: messenger RNA, 507 nt
Organism: Lottia gigantea (owl limpet)
Lineage: Eukaryota; Metazoa; Mollusca; Gastropoda; Lottiidae
Exons: 3
Coding region: 1-507 (168 amino acids)
Source: RefSeq, a predicted model, not a curated record